This is a messenger RNA of Miscanthus lutarioriparius, 1449 nucleotides long. The record is from the annotation of a GenBank genome assembly. Lineage: Eukaryota; Viridiplantae; Streptophyta; Magnoliopsida; Poales; Poaceae.
AUGCUCUCCACACCCGCUGCAGGCGGGCGCUUCCGCCGGGGAGGUCUGCCCUGGAGGCUUCGUCCGCGCUCCUGCCUGGCGUCACCGCCGUCCUCCAGCGGCGGCGGCGGCGAGCCUGAAAAGGCGAGGCCUUUGCUCGCGGAGAGGUACCGGGACGGCGUCGUCAAGAGAUAUAUAUCGGAUGGCAAUUCUAAGCUGCAAUUUCGUUUGGAGAAGCAUGAAUCUCCGGUAAAUGCUGUGGAAGAUGAGAAUGCAGAUUCUUUGAUCCCCCAGGCUAUUUGGGACUUUGUGCUUCCAGCAGGGUUUCCAGGGUCUGUUUCGGUUGACUACCUGGAGUACAUGUUGUUGCAGUUCCCAACAAAUGUGACAGGUUGGAUCUGUCAUGUAUUGGUGACAUCAAGUCUUUUGAAGGCUGUAGGUGUUGGAUCUUUUACAGGAACUUCUGCAGCUGCAUCUGCUGCUGCUAUCAGAUGGGUAUCAAAGGAUGGCAUUGGGGCUUUUGGGCGUCUUCUCAUUGGUGGACGCUUUGGAGCACUUUUCGAUGAUGACCCAAAGAAGUGGAGGAUGUAUGCAGAUAUCAUUGGAAGUGCUGGAAGCAUAUUUGAGCUCAUGACUCCACUGUAUCCAGGUUACUUCCUCCCACUUGCAUCAUUGGGGAAUCUUGCAAAGGCCAUAGCAAGAGGAUUUAAAGAUCCUUCCUUCCGUGUUAUCCAAAAUCACUUUGCAGAAUCUGGAAAUCUUGGAGAGGUUGCUGCAAAGGAGGAAGUAUGGGAAGUAGGAGCUCAGCUUUUAGGCCUUUCAACCGGUGUACUUAUUAUGGAUACCGCAGGUGUAAAGUCAUCAUACUUAACUCUUGCUUUAACUUGGCUGAGUGUUCGUCUUCUACAUCUUUGGUUGCGCUAUCAGUCCCUAUCAGUUCUCAAGUUCCGCACAAUAAACCUAAAACGUGGCCGGAUUCUUGUGAGAUCACAUGUUGCACAACAUACUGUUCCUGGUUAUGUUGCUUGCAAUGAGGAAGAAAGCAUUUUAACAUGGGAAAGAUUCUUGCGUCCACAAAUUUCUUUUGGUGUGCCCAUGGAAAGAAUGCUUGGUGGUGAUGAAUCCAGUGACAUGGUGGAUAGAUUAUUGAAGUUGUACAAGAAUGAGAGGUAUAUCCUCUUCUUUGAGCAGUUUGGAUCAAGGGAGCCAACAUUUCUAGUUACUUUCAAGGAGUCGGCAACAAGCAUGUCAGUCCUAAGGAGCCUGUGGCAAGCACAUUGGCUUCACAAGAAUCAGCUAAGGCAGGAGGAGGUUUUCCCUUGGUUAGAAGAAAGCCUAGUUGCAUUGGAGAAUGGAUUUACUGACUUCCUCGAGCAAAUGUGUAGCGCUGGCUGGGAUCAGAACCUAAUCAUUUUGAAAGUGCCAAAAGAGCCCGUCUUGGUGCUGGAACAUCUAGACCAAGAGGUGUGA